Messenger RNA from Anolis carolinensis (green anole), 8780 nucleotides. It is a transcript of the gene arhgap5, whose product is annotated as Rho GTPase activating protein 5. The record is from RefSeq and is a predicted model, not a curated record. The transcript is spliced from 8 exons. Gene Ontology annotation, cellular component: cytosol. Gene Ontology annotation, biological process: regulation of cell size; Rho protein signal transduction. NCBI's taxonomy places the organism in Eukaryota, Metazoa, Chordata, Lepidosauria, Squamata, Anolidae. The coding region runs from base 423 to 4940 and encodes 1505 amino acids. Gene Ontology annotation, molecular function: GTPase activity; GTPase activator activity; GTP binding.
GAGGGAGGGAGGGGGAGGCGGGAGGGGAGGGAAGGAAAGGAAUGAUGGGGCCCUGCCCGUUGCUCUGAGGCGGGCCGCAGUCCGAAAAGAGAGGAGCCAGACUCUCCCCCGGAAUGCUGCUUCUCCUCCUCUUGCCGUGGAAGAGCCGGAGAGCGCGAUCUCUCAGGGAGGAACAUAAUUUAAAUGUGUAAUGUUGCUGCUAAGAAGAUUUUGUAAAGUUUAACAGACUCCUUACAUCAUUUUUUGUAAGGAAACAUGGACAACUUAAUAUUGGACACCUAAAUUUAAUACAAACAUGAUGAUCCUUGAACUAAAAUCGAUGUUACAAAUUUGGAGACAAAACUUUAGUGUGUAAAAGCACUUUUAAGAAUGAACACUACAUCCAGUUGCGUUGGUACAUACAGAAGGAUGAGAAGAACACUAUGAUGGCAAAGAACAAAGAGCCUCGUCCCCCAUCCUAUGCUAUUAGUGUGGUUGGACUUUCUGGAACUGAAAAAGACAAGGGGAACUGUGGAGUUGGGAAGUCGUGUUUGUGCAAUAGGUUUGUGCGCUCAAAAGCAGAUGAAUAUUACCCUGAACAUACCUCUGUGCUUAGCACAAUUGACUUUGGUGGACGAGUUGUUAAUAAUGAUCACUUUUUGUACUGGGGUGACGUAAUACAAUGUGGAGAGGAUGGAGUAGAUUGCAAAAUUCAUGUUAUUGAACAGACUGAGUUCAUUGAUGAUCAGACUUUUCUGCCUCAUCGGAGUACGAACUUACAACCUUACAUAAAACGUGCAGCUGCAACCAAAUUGCAGUCAGCAGAAAAACUUAUGUAUAUUUGCACAGAUCAGCUUGGAUUAGAGCAGGACUUUGAGCAAAAGCAAAUGCCUGAAGGAAAGCUAAAUAUUGAUGGAUUUUUAUUAUGCAUUGAUGUAAGUCAAGGAUGCAAUAGGAAGUUUGAUGACCAACUUAAAUUUGUAAAUAACCUCUAUAUUCAGCUAUCAAAAUCUAAAAAGCCUAUAAUAAUAGCAGCAACUAAAUGUGAUGAAUGUGUGGAACAUUAUUUACGAGAAGUUCAAGCAUUUGCUUCAAAUAAAAAGAACCUUCUGGUAGUUGAAACAUCAGCAAGAUUCAAUGUCAAUGUAGAAACAUGUUUUACUGCACUGGUACAAAUGAUGGAUAAAACCCGUGGUAAACCUAAAAUAAUUCCCUAUCUGGAUGCCUAUAAAACACAGAGACAGCUUGUUGUGACUUCAACAGAUAAAUUUGAGAAACUUGUACAGACUGUGAGAGACUAUCAUGCCACUUGGAAAACAGUUAGUAACAAACUGAAAAAUCAUCCAGAUUAUGAAGAAUACAUUAAUUUGGAGGGAACCAAAAAGGCCAAAAAUACAUUUUCAAAACAUAUAGAGCAACUUAAACAAGAACAUAUAAGAAAAAGAAGAGAUGAAUAUAUUAAUACAUUACCAAGAGCUUUUAACACACUUCUGUCCAACCUUGAAGAGAUUGAGCAUCUGAGUUGGUCUGAAGCUUUGAAACUUAUGGAGAAAAGGCAAGAUUUUCAACUAUGUUUUGUAGUGCUCGAAAAAACCCCGUGGGAUGAAACUGACCAUAUAGAUAAAGUGAAUGACAGAAGAAUUCCAUUUGACCUUUUGAACACAGUAGAAGCUGAAAAAGUGUAUCAAAAUCAUGUGCAGCAUCUAAUAUCAGAAAAAAGGAGAGUUGAAAUGAAGGAGAAGUUCAAAAAAACACUUGAAAAAAUACAAUUCAUUUCUCCUGGUCAACCCUGGGAAGAAGUUAUGUGUUUUGUAAUGGAGGAUGAAGCUUUUAAAUAUAUUACAGAGGCAGAUAGUAGAGAAGUCUAUAGUAGGCAUCAACGGGAAAUAGUUGAAAAAGCCAAAGAGGAGUUUCAGGAAAUGCUUUUUGAACAUUCAGAACUGUUUUAUGACCUGGAUUUGAAUGCAACACCAAGUACUGAUAAAAUGAGUGAAAUUCAUGCAGUUUUGAGUGAAGAGCCUAGAUACAAAGCUUUACAGAAACUUGCACCUGAUAGAGAGUCUCUUCUUCUUAAACACAUCGGAUUUGUAUAUCAUCCUACUAAAGAAACAUGUCUCAGUGGCCAAAACUGUAUGGACAUUAAAGUAGAACAGUUACUUGCUGGUAGUCUUUUGCAAUUGGACCAUGGCCGUGUACAUUUUUAUCAUGAUAGUGCCAACAUUGAUAAAGUAAAUAUUUUCAUUUUGGGUAAAGAUGGACUUGCACAAGAGCUGGCAAAUGAGAUUCGGACGCAGUCUACAGAUGAUGAAUAUGCCUUAGAUGGAAAAAUAUAUGAACUUGAUCUUAGACCGGUUGAUGCAAAGUCACCUUAUCUUUUAAGUCAGUUAUGGGCUUCUGCCUUCAAACCACAUGGGUGUUUCUGCGUGUUUAAUUCAAUUGAAUCACUUAAUUUUAUUGGAGAAUCGAUUGGAAAAAUCAGAGCUGAGGCAUCUCAGAUAAAAAGAGACAAGUAUAUGGCCAAUCUUCCAUUUACUUUAAUCCUGGCUAAUCAGAGAGAGAGUGUUAGCAAGAAUUUGCCAAUCCUGAGACAUCAAGGACAACAGUUGGCAAAUAAGUUGCAGUGUCCUUUUAUAGAUGUCCCUGCUGGUACUUACCCACGUAAAUUUAAUGAGACUCAAGUAAAACAAGCUUUGCGGGGAGUUCUGGAAGCUGUUAAACAUAACUUUGAUGUUGUAAGUCCUGUUCCUACAAUUAAAGACCUCUCAGAAGCUGAUUUAAGGAUUGUUAUGUGCGGCAUGUGUGGCGAUCCCUUCAGUGUAGAUCUUAUUCUUUCACCCUUCCUUGAUUCCCAUUCCUGUAGUGCUGCCCAAGCUGGCCAGAAUAAUUCGUUAAUGCUUGAUAAAAUUAUAGGUGAGAAACGGAGACGAAUUCAAAUAACAAUAUUAUCAUAUCAUUCUUCAAUUGGUGUAAGAAAAGAUGAACUCGUUCAUGGAUAUAUAUUAGUUUACUCUGCCAAAAGAAAAGCAUCUAUGGGAAUGCUUCGAGCAUUUCUGUCAGAAGUGCAAGAUACAAUUCCUGUCCAGUUGGUAGCUGUUACUGACAGUCAAGCAGACUUUUUUGAGAAUGAAGCUAUCAAGGAAUUAAUGACUGAAGGUGAACAUAUAGCAACUGAGAUCACUGCUAAAUUUACAGCCCUAUAUUCUUUAUCUCAGUAUCACCGUCAAACUGAGGUUUUUACAUUGUUCUUCAGUGAUGUUUUAGACAAGAAGAAUAUGAUUGAAAAUUCCUAUAUGUCUGAUAAUGCAAGAGAGGCAACACACACAAGUGAGGAUGUGUUCUUGCAUUCUCCCAGAGGGAGCUCUCUUGCUUACAAUUAUUAUCCAGAUUCAGAAGAUGAUACUGAGGCCCCACCUCCUUACAGCCCAAUUGGAGAUGAUGUACAGCUACUCCCAACACCUGAUCGCUCAAAAUACCGAUUAGAUUUGGAAGGUAAUGAAUAUCCUACUCAUAGUACACCUUUGAACUGUCAUGAUCAUGAACGCAACCAUAAAGUGCCUCCUCCCAUAAAACCGAAGCCAAUAGUGCCCAAGACAAAUGUGAAAAAACUAGAUCCAAACCUAGUAAAAACCAUUGAGGCAGGCAUUGGGAAAAACCCAAGGAAACAAUCUAGAAUGGCUUUGGCACCAACUGAUGAUCUUGAUCAGUCUGAUAAUUAUGCAGAACCAAUAGACACUGUUUUUAAGCACAGAGGUCUUACUGAUGAUAUCUACGUAAUUCCAGAUGAUAGUCAGAAUCGUGUGGUUAAGAUUCGAAAUUCAUUUAUUAUAAGUAAUGUCCCAGGAGAUGAAGAAAAUGGCUUUCCUGAUAGAAUUUCAAAGACCCAAGGUGAAAGAAGACCUUCAAAAUACAAAUACAGAUCUAAAACGCUGUUCAGUAAAGCCAAAUCGUAUUAUAGGAGAGCACAUUCAGAUGCAAGCGAUGAUGAAGCUUUUACUACAUCUAAAACAAAAAGGAAAGGAAGACAUCGUGGUAGUGAAGAAGAUCCUCUUCUGUCCCCUGCAGAAACAUGGAAAGCUGGCAUUGAUAAUCCUGCUAUUACAUCAGAUCAAGAAUUAGAUGAUAAAAAGACAAAGAAGAAGACCCAGAAGGUGAAAGAAGAUAAGAAACAAAAAAAGAAAACGAAGACAUUCAAUCCACCAACUCGUAGAAAUUGGGAUAGCAAUUACUUUGGGAUGCCCCUGCAGGAUUUGGUUACACCUGAAAAGCCUAUCCCAUUCUUUGUUGAGAAGUGUGUGGAAUUCAUUGAAGACACAGGUCUUUGUACUGAAGGUCUCUAUCGUGUAAGUGGGAAUAAAACAGAUCAGGACAACAUUCAAAAGCAGUUUGAUCAAGAUCAUAAUAUCAGUCUGGAAUCUAUGGAUGUCACUGUAAAUGCUGUGGCAGGAGCUCUGAAAGCUUUCUUUGCAGAUCUGCCAGAACCUUUAAUUCCUUAUUCCCUCCAUCCAGAACUAGUUGAAGCAUCAAAAAUUCUUGAUAAGACCGAGAGGCUGUACGAAUUAAAAGAAAUUGUGAAAAAAUUCCAUCCCGUGAACUAUGAAGUCUUCAGAUACAUCAUAACUCAUCUGAACAGGGUUAGUCAGCAAAGCAGAACCAAUUAUAUGACUGCAGACAACUUAUCUAUCUGUUUUUGGCCAACACUGAUGAGACCUGAUUUUGAAAACAGAGAGUUCUUAUCAACUACCAAGAUUCUUCAAUCCGUAAUAGAGACAUUCAUUCAACAGUGCCAGUUUUUCUUCUAUGGUGGAGAAAUUUUUGAACCCUUUGACAGUGUGGCACAUCAGCCUCCACCUCCCAACCCAGUUCAGAUGGUGGAUCAAAUUUUACCACUACAGUUACCCCCACCUCUACAACCUCAACUGAUACAACCACAAUUGCAAACAGAUCCUCUUGGCAUUAUUUAACUACAGCUUGAUAAUAAAGAGGAGGUUAUCGGCAGCUUGGCACUGGAUAGAAAAGAAAAACUACACAUGCAUGUUCCAAGAUACAAAGACAACUUUCAUAGUUAUGAAAGAAUUUGGAUCCAAACUCAGAUGUUUUUGUUGUAGUCAUACUUUACACCUUGUGCAUAAACACUGCAGUUCAACAUAGUGUGGUUAGCAUGACCGGAGAGGUUUAAUUUUUUAAAAACAGAAAUAACUGAAGUGCAAAGCUGCUGUUGCAUGAACAUUUAUUGCAGUCACUAUCAUUCCUCUGUGACAAGUUGUCACAAUUUAUUGUGAAUAAAACUUUUCUAUAGAAAUGUAAUGAUUAAAUAAAUCAUGUACGGAACAUUCAAAGCUUACAGCCUGCUUUAGGGCUGUUUUUGUUAUUUAAUGCUCUUUAUUUCCUGAUAGUUUCAUUCCCUUUGCUGAGAACAGCCAAAAUACAGCUGUAUCAUGUUUGUAAAUUCUGAAGCAGUUAUGCUACAUUACAGUAACUGCACUGUUAUAAAUACUACACUUUCCAUUUCUCCUAAAGAAACCUGUGGACAUUUUUGUUUAAGGGGCUGGUAAAAAUAUUUUUUCUUACAGCACAAUACCAAGGACAUGCUUAUUGUAAAAGUGAGUUUAAAAGUGUGCAGAAAUAUUACUAUUACCUAUUUCCCCCUUAUUUUGCAUUAAUAGAUGAAAUGUUUUGUAAUAUUGUUAAUUCUGUAAACAGUUGCAUGUUUGAAAGAUCAUUAAUGGUCUUAUAAACCCAAUCUAAUAUAUUUUAGAUAUUUUAAUUUUUCCCACUGGGGAAUUCAUCUUAGUAUAUAGAAAAAAGUUUGACAUUUUCAUAUAAGGGUAUAUAACUUUUCAUACAUAAAUGAGAACUUUGUUGUAGUGUAAACUUGCUAAACCAAACAAUCUAGGUCUUAAAAGUUAACAUAUACACUAUAUCUAUUUUUCUGUGGCCCCUUUAAAAGUAUAUAAAAAGCAUUGCUAAUAUAUAGCAAUAAAUACUUUGGGUACUGAAGCAUCAUGCUGUGUACAUAAAAUUACAUUUUUAUUCAUGUCGGUUCCCUGCCCUCAACAUACUCUGUUGUACUAAACAUUCAAAAUCUUUGUUUGCACCAUUUUUAAAACCUUGGUACAUGUUUUACUGUAAAAGAAUGCUGCUUUACGUUUUAAACAUUCUUGGUUAAUCUUAAUGAUUAGUAACUGUGAUAGCAAGCUAGCAAUGAUGUCAUGUUUUAGAAUGAACCUAAGAUAUUGGGAUUGUACUCGGACGUUGCCGUCUGUAACUGGAAGAGUUCCUUCUAUUCAUGGAAGGCUUUUGAUCCAACAGAGGGUCUCACUGUCUUAUUGAAGAAGGGAGAGGGAGAUACCUUUUCUCAAUUUUCCUCUGCAUGGCCAUCUGUUGUGAGUGCUUUGAAUGCGAUUUUCCUGCUUCUUGGCAGGGGGUUGGACUGGAUGACCCACGAGGUCUCUUCCAACUCUGAUUCUAUGAUUCCAUGUCCUCAGAGCCACCUCCACAAUCUGUAACAGAAGUUUAGAAGGACAGCAGGAAAAGACAUAAAUUGGCAAAAAUUGUCUCUCUCUUCCACCAGUGAAAAAGGUUUGGAUCUAAGCAUUUGUUUCCUUACUCCCCUUUUCCUUCAUAUUCAAAGUAUGUUUUUAAAGAACCUGAUUUAUUCAGAUGUUGGGAUUUCAUGAGUGAUGAAAAACUUUGGCACUGCAGUCUUUCAGUUUGCUAAAUAUCAUAGUUUGAAAUACUACAUUUUUUCUAAAAGUUUAACCUGCAAAGAUUUUUAAGAAUUAAGGUUCUUUAAAAGCUUUGCUCCAUUCCUCCAAAAUAAAAAUUGCCUUUUCAGUUGUUAUGUCCUAGGUAUUGUACUUCUACUUACGACCUGAACUAUCAUUCUAGUUAAAAUACCAUAACCCAAGCUGCUGUUGAAGUAUUUGUAUAUUAUAAAUUAUCUUGGUAUUUGUGUUAUAUUCUUGCAAGUAAUUAUCUUUUCUAAACAACUACAACAACAAAACCCCUCCAUUCUGAUUCAAAGCACACAGGAUAUAAAUACAAUAAUAAAAUAUUGUCCUGUAAAUGUAGUAGAAUUAACUUGUUUUACAUUACAUCUGUUGUCUAAAUAGCCUUUAUUUAUAAUCAUCAGUUUAACAUAGGCAUGCUAAAAGAAGAAUUAAACUUCACAAGUUUUAUAAACUGUUUCUAGGUUGCUAAAGAAUUUAUUUUUCUACUAUAGAUGGUAUAGACAAAAGCAUCAAACUGUACAGAAAAGGCUUAUUUCUAUUGCAAUUAGGCUUAACAUUUUCAGAGUUAUACAUAUGAAGAAUGUUGUCUAACAUAAUGCAAAUUGAGAUUUGUUUUUCUUUUAAAACCAUAUUUUCGUAUGCCAGUGUAAUUGAGUUAUUUGUCUUAAUACACUAUUUUGUUACCCGUAUGGACCAGUUUGCAGAAUGUGUUUCCAAAUCACUGAUUUGAAGCUUAUUCUGAAACUGCUUAUUCUGUCAUUUAUUUAAAUGCUUUUUAGUUGGCCUAGGACAUGAUCCAUCAUGGUCCUCUUGGGGACUUCGAUGGAGCAAUGCAUUAGUAUGUCUAUGUCGGCAUAUCCCAUUAUCAGACUACAACUUUAGCACCUCAUGCUGCUACAUAAAUCUGAAUCAUCUCCAUUGAUGACAAGCUACACUAAGAAAAUAUUUGCACAUGUCACCUACUUGUCAUUCCCUCUGUAAUUUUUACGUUAAAAUUAAAGUGCUAUGGAUGCUAUCUCUGAGCCUCUUAGCAGCAUAUAUUUUUGACUGUUGCUUUUUUUCAGUAUCUUAUACAUAUAUAUGUGUGUGUCAACACUCUCUACUUCUUUAUUUCCAAGUAGGAGGGGCUGGUAGGAGGGUAACUGGAUAAACUGUAGGCUGAAGGCAUUUCAUAAUCUCCAAGAGUCUUACACAUAUCAUAGCGUUAAAAAAGACCUACACUGAAUUGCUUCAUCUAGCCAUUUUUCUUGUUCAUUUUGUCUAAUGGAGUAUUCCCUUUUAGUAUGUUUUUUCCCCCUAGAAAACAUCAAGAGUUGAUAUUGUGAAUCCAAUCAGUUUUACAGUUAUGUGAACAGUGCUUAACAUUUGUCAUUUUGACUUUUGCAUCCCUCAUAUGACCUUCAUCAUAUUUUAUGUGGUCUAGAUAUGUACAGCUUUGGACUGUAGUCCUGGCACAGUUGUGCUUACAUAAAUCCCAUUGAAUUCAAUGAGAUAGAUUGUAGCCAUGAUCCUGAGCUCAGUUUCUGGGAAGUAUUUCUAAGCAACUGCUUAGUAACAAAUAACUGCUGUGUUUUCAAUCCAUGUUUGAACAUUUUAAGAGAUUAUAGUUUCAGACAUAACACAUUAAGUGACAUUUUAUAUGAAAUGAUGUUUUACAAAUUAUUUUUACAUUACAUUCAAACUUUAAGGGUUUUAACAUAGUGUAAAUAGGUAUACAACUUUAAUGAAGAACAAUUUUUCACAGUGUAUUUUUUCUGCAUUACUUGAAUACUGGUUCCUAGAAACUACCAUUGAUUUGUUUAUUUUUUGAGGUACUGGAGUUUAGUUUCUAAUCUCUAAAACUGUAAAGAAAAGAACUAAUUGGCAUUUUUAAAAAGCCUUAGCUUCCAUUGUGAUUUUGGUUUUUUUAAAUAGUAACUGUGAUACUAUAUCAGCUGAAUAUAUAUAUAAUUUUAAAGUUCUUUAUAAUUCAUGUAAUCUUGUCACCACCUACAGAAUGCUACAGUGAACUAAAUAUCAGUGAAGCUUAUCUGUAUGCAGAAUGCAAUGAAUAAAACAUUAAGAUGCUUA